Messenger RNA from Penicillium canariense, 3534 nucleotides. RefSeq names its product poly(A)-specific ribonuclease (gene pan2n2). Gene Ontology annotation, cellular component: PAN complex; P-body. The coding region runs from base 1 to 3534 and encodes 1177 amino acids. The record is from RefSeq and is a predicted model, not a curated record. NCBI's taxonomy places the organism in Eukaryota, Fungi, Ascomycota, Eurotiomycetes, Eurotiales, Aspergillaceae. Gene Ontology annotation, molecular function: protein binding; poly(A)-specific ribonuclease activity; nucleic acid binding. Gene Ontology annotation, biological process: nuclear-transcribed mRNA poly(A) tail shortening; mRNA processing. The transcript is spliced from 3 exons.
AUGGAGGCCGACUGGGAUGAGCUGUCGCGUAUCCCGAUGCCACCACCGAGUGCGCAUGGGAUGCCUACGAUUGCGACGACAUUGGCAUUUGACGAUGUUAUGGAACUUCUGUGGACGGGAAAUGAAUAUGGUAGAGUCUCGUCUUUCUACGGACCCGAUCUGCAGCGGUAUACUUCUGUCCGCGCACACCCUGUAUCCGAGGGCAUGGUGCGGCAGAUUAUCUUUCACGAACGCGGGGUUAUAUCCUUGUCCUCGCAGAGCGUGCAUAUGAUUACCCGGCGUGGCUUGACCCAAUGGCAUCUUACGCACGAGGAGAUGGUCGACCUUCGCUGCAUGAGCUUCACGGCGCAGACGAAUCGGAUCCUUGUGGCGGGCUGUCAGCGAUCCAUGUUCACAAUCGACAUUGACAAGGGCACGAUCGUGGACAAGUUGCAUACCGAUUCUAAUUAUACCCUCAUGAAGAAGAGCCGGUAUCUCUGCGCGGCGACCGACACGGGCUCUGUGAACGCGCUUAGUUUGGCGGACUUCAAAGUUGUCAAGUCGUGGAAGGCGCAUGGCACUGCUGUCAAUGAUAUGGACGCGCGGAAUGACUUGCUGGUUACCUGUGGCUUUUCGGUUCGCCAUCUCGGGUCGCCGAUCGUGGAUCCGUUGGCCAAUGUAUACGACCUGAAGACGCUAUCGCCGUUACCUCCUAUCCCAUUUCAUGCUGGUGCAGCAUAUGUGCGGAUGCACCCGAAACUGCAUACGACGAGUUUCGUGGCUUCGCAGACCGGCCAGCUCCAGGUGGUGGAUCUGAUGAACCCGAACGCGAUCAAUUUGCGACAAGCUAAUGUUUCGCUUAUGAUGGGACUUGAAAUUUCAUCGUCGGGAGAGGCACUCGCCAUUAAUGAUGCGGAAUGCUCCAUUCAUCUUUGGGGCUCGCCUUCCAAGGUCCACUUCAACGAAAUGAGCAAGGAGAUCGAGUUCGCGGAUGUACCUACCCGGCCACCACCAAUCGACUGGUCUCCCGAAACACCCUUGAACAUGAUCGGAAUGCCCUAUUACCACGAUCGUCUCUACUCAGCAUGGCCCAGUCAUCUCGUGUUUGAAGUUGGCAGCCCACCGGUUCAACUGGAUCAGUCUCUGCUCCCAUAUCUACGCCCGGCUGAGGUUGGGCACGGAGCACCGAAUCCAAGAAAGACGCGGCGAUAUCAGGUCGAGAACACGCGUGCGCUAGCUGCAGCCGAACCCGCUCUCAUUGCGCCCAAGUUCCUGAGUGAGAAAGCUCGGGAUCAGAGCAAGUCAGACUCAAAGGGCUUUGUUAGCGAUGUAGCUGAGGCAUUGGCGGGUGCAAAGAUCAACGGCGAGAGUGACGACGACCCUCUUCUUAAGUACAGCAACGUCGAGAUCAAGUAUAGCCGAUUCGGCGUGGACGAUUUCGACUUCCGAUUCUAUAACCAGACCGCAUUCUCCGGGCUUGAAACCCACAUUGCGAACUCCUUCACCAACGCCCUCCUCCAGCUCUUCAAAUUUGUUCCUCUGUUCCGAAACCUCGCCCUGACCCAUGCAGCUGGUUCCUGUAUCUUCGAACACUGUCUCCUGUGCGAACUGGGUUACCUGUUUGACAUGUUGGAGAAAGCGAAUGGCCAGAACUGCCAGGCGACCAACCUGUUGAAAACGUUCAGCAGUUUCCGCGAGGCUUCUAACUUGGGCCUUCUAGAAGAGAACCUCACCAACAAAUCCCUUUCGACUGCGAUCCAAGCCGUGAACCGCUUUUUCCUGACGCAAAUCGCGCACGACUUCCGUAUGAUUCAACCGAGCUCUGAAGAACUGGACCAGCGCCUUGCCACUAUUGCCUCUGAAUCCAUUCGCUGUAUGUUCUGCCAAAAUGAGACUGUGCGCCCGGGCAAUUCCCUUGCCAACGAGCUGCUUUAUCCGAACUUGGACAUCAAGCACGCACGCCGUAACCCGGCGUUCCGUUUCUCCAGCAUCCUGCGUGCGAGUAUCGAGCGUGAAACGCAGAACCGGGGAUGGUGCAACUAUUGUCGACGCUACCAGCAAGUGAUGAUUCGGAAAACUGUUCACCGGAUGCCUCUUAUCCUUGUACUCAAUGCGGCUUUGACAAACCCCAUUUGUCGUCGCCUGUGGGCUAUUCCCGGGUGGUUGCCUGAUGCAGUCGGUGUGGUUGUAGAUAACGGGCAAGUGAUGUGUUAUGAGGGCGAGGAUCUUCGCUUACACGAGCAAAACAAUACACCCGGCCUCGUGGUAUACGACCUGGUUGGUCUGGUGUCUGAAAUUGAUAUUCCUGAGCACCAAAAGCCGCAUCUGGUGUCGUUCAUCAAUGUUUCUAUCUCGGCGCAGGAAGCUCAAGAACAGAGCAACAAAUGGCACCUGUUUAAUGAUUUCCUGGUUACCGAGGUGGAUGCCGAUGAAGCCCUCCGCUUCACACAGCCUUGGAAGCAGCCUUGUGUGUUAGCUUUCCAGGUGAGGAAUGCGCGCCAUGGGGUCGAUGACUCGUGGAAGGAUUGCCUUGAUACCACUCUGCUCUUCCGCGAGUGGUCUUUGAAUGGUGGUCACCAUGUGGAGUCAUGUCGCACCCUGACGGAGGAAGAGAAGCCCCAACCCGGCACGCCUUUGGCCCUCGAUACUGAAUUUGUGGACCUUGAAAAGGCCGAGAUUGACGUCAAAGCGGACGGAUCACAGGAGAUCGUGCGGCCGAACAAGAGUGGCCUUGCCCGAGUUUCCGUUCUGCGUGGCUCGGGUGUCGACGAGGGUGUGCCGUUUAUUGACGACUAUAUUACCAUUCGUGAACCGAUCGUCGACUAUGUCACCCAGUACUCCGGUAUCAAACCCGGUGAUCUCGACCCGCGGACCAGUGAGCAUAAUCUGGUUCCACUGAAGGUAGCAUACAAGAAGCUCUGGCUCCUGCUGAACCUUGGGUGUGUCUUUGUGGGCCAUGGCCUGGCCUCGGACUUCCGCAAAAUCAACAUCCAGGUGCCCAAGUCCCAGACCGUGGACACACAAUACCUCUUCUUUCACCCAAGCAAGAACCGCCGUCUCAGUCUACGAUAUCUCGCUUGGGCUGUGUUCAAAGAGUACAUCCAAGAAGAACCAACCUCCGACGUAGUCCACGGCCACGACUCUAUCGAAGAUGCCCGCAUGGCGAUGCGCCUGUGGAAGAAGUUCCAAGAAUACGAAGACGCAGGCAUCGUCGCCCAGAUGCUGGAGGAGAUCUUCCGCGAAGGAUCUAAACUGGGCUUCCGGCCCCCUCCCAAGAACGGCGGAACAGCAGUUGUCCUCUCCCGGCCCGGCACUGCUGUCACCCUGCAGAACAGCGGUCGCAAUACACCCAGCACCCCCGAGGCAUCUGGAGCUGCAACUGCAUCUGCGGCAACAUCCGCGCCAGUGAAUACGGCCACACCGACACCGGCCCCUACUAGCGCCCCUACUACUCCUCGUCAGGCUUUCCGGCGAUCAAUCGCCUUGACCCCCAGCAAUGGCAGUUUCUCCGGCCCUGGUGCCGGCGAUUUUUUUGGCGGCAGUCCGCUGCGAUGA